GACUAUUUCGAUGGCAUGCGCAAGGCUCUAAGUCGUUUGGCGCUCUCGCCCACCGAAGCUUUAGCAGUUUGACAUUUGCGGCAAGAUCUCGGCCGCAUCCUGGAGACCCGUCGCCCACUCCCACUCGCCCAUCAUGCAGGCGACAAGGCCCUUGCUGUACAAAGGCUUCAUCGGCCGCAGCGUCGAUGAGUUCAAGAGGCUUUCGCAUAUUGUCUUCAGCCUCGAAGGCAUCAAGGGCGCCCAGGGCCCCUACGAGCUCCACAGUUUCCGCAGCCCGGGAUCAGUCCACGACUGCAAGGUCAUGUCCGACGUAGAAAUUGGCGGCGUCUCGAAAGCGAACCUCGACUGGGUGCCCUCACCACCGCCUUCUUCCGGCAUGCAACCUCCUUCUCCCCACUCCCCCGGCUAUGCCAGGUUCCACGGUUCCAUAUCCACGGAGCUCCCGAAAGACCGCCCGGAGAUCAAGCGGACAGGAUACGCCGCCUUCCGGACCCGCGACAGGCCGCCCACCGUCUUUGGGCGCAGCCUCUGGAACAUCGACCCUUACGUAUACCUCGCGCUGCGCGUCAAGUCGGACGGCAGGAGCUACUUCGUCAACGUGCAGACCGACUCCGUCGUCCCGACCGACCUGCACCAGCACCGGCUGUUUGUCAAGAAACCCGGGGAGUGGGAGACGGUGCUGAUCAAGUGGAAUGACUUCGUGCGGACGAACCUCGGGCUCGUGGUCGAGCCGCAGACCGAGAUCCUGCGGCAAAAGGUCAAGUCCAUCGGCAUAGGGCUUACCGACAGAAUACCCGGCCCGUUCGAACUGUGCAUCGAGAGGAUGUGGGCCACGAACGACGAGAGUGAAGCGGACAGUGUGGUGGGCCUGUCAACAUCGUCAUCGGACAAGGCCACCGCGGCGAAAGAAGGGGAACUGAAGACGAAGCAAGGGCAGAAGAUUGCCUGGGGGAGUAAGUAAGCGGAGGGCUAUGCUGAAGCCGGUCUUGGCCUAGGCGCCUUAUGUGCCCGGGAGUCGGGAUGUCUACGCGAGAUCCGUGAAAUGACAUGGAACGCUUGAAGAAGGCAAUACUUCCGUGGGCGUCUCAGAGACAGAAGUGUUUGGAAAUCAUACGUUGUGGGGUUGAGGACACAUUCAGCGGUUGCACAGGUGGAACAGCAGUGGCCUACUGCCAAGUCACUGGCGUCUCUCGGUAUAUAGGGGAACCCCCUAUUGGGCAACCCGUCUAGUUGUAGUUGUACGGACACCGGCCCAAACACCGAGCGGCUGUUGUGGGGUUGCUCCCGGGUCGCAAUGUGCCAUGAGGGCAGUGAUAUGGUUGGAACGAGAAAGCAAGAGCCAACUCCU
This is a messenger RNA of Thermothielavioides terrestris NRRL 8126, 1348 nucleotides long. RefSeq lists its product as uncharacterized. Gene Ontology annotation, cellular component: mitochondrion. NCBI's taxonomy places the organism in Eukaryota, Fungi, Ascomycota, Sordariomycetes, Sordariales, Chaetomiaceae. Bases 134 to 961 code for a protein of 275 amino acids. Gene Ontology annotation, biological process: mitochondrial electron transport, NADH to ubiquinone; mitochondrial respiratory chain complex I assembly. The transcript has 2 exons. The record is from RefSeq and is a predicted model, not a curated record.